Messenger RNA from Colletotrichum chrysophilum, 402 nucleotides. RefSeq lists its product as uncharacterized. Bases 1 to 402 code for a protein of 133 amino acids. Lineage: Eukaryota; Fungi; Ascomycota; Sordariomycetes; Glomerellales; Glomerellaceae. The record is from RefSeq and is a predicted model, not a curated record. The transcript has a single exon.
AUGGCUUCAUCUCAAGUUGCCUUUCGUUCUUUCGUCUUUCAGAGUUACAACGCAAACAACUCCAACUCACCUUUCAAACCGCAACUCGCCAUGUGGUCGCCAGCCAUCAUCUUCGCCAUCUUCACCACUCUCUCAGCAGCAAAAGAUUGCGCCUUCUACUGGUCCUAUCCCAGCGGCGUAUACGACAAAUGGGCGCUGGGCCGCAUCGACGAGGCCGUCGGCAUCUGCGCCACCGAGAUCGGCGGGCACGUACUCGUCCCCGACAUGGACGUCCAGAACGGCGACAACAAGGCGAACCGGUGUACCGUCUGUCGAGGGGCUAGGAGCGGCACGGAGGAUUUCGUGUUGGACUACUUUACGGUUCGGUGUGGUUAUUUCGGGGAUGGAUCGUGUUCUGCGUGA